Hibiscus syriacus is the source of this 856-nucleotide messenger RNA. Its product is annotated as transcription factor DIVARICATA-like. The record is from RefSeq and is a predicted model, not a curated record. Gene Ontology annotation, molecular function: DNA binding. NCBI's taxonomy places the organism in Eukaryota, Viridiplantae, Streptophyta, Magnoliopsida, Malvales, Malvaceae. The coding region runs from base 92 to 856 and encodes 254 amino acids. The transcript has 2 exons.
GAUUUUGAUGCUCUCUUAAGCAUCUUUCAUAUUUCUUUCAUGUUAAAAUUGCUGUUUUUUUAGUUCUGAUUUUCCUUUCUUUUUCUUCCUUAUGGAAGCUCUGUUUGCAACUUCUUUUAUGUCAAAUUUAGGUUUGUUUGAUCAAGAUAUUAGGAAAAUCCCAUAUUGGACCAAGGAAGAAAACAAAAGAUUCGAGAGUGCUUUAGCAAUAUAUGGUGAAGAUGUUCCUGAUAGAUGGAUAAAAGUUGCAGCAAUGAUUCCAGGCAAAACUGUUUCAGAUGUGAUUAAACAGUACAGAGAAUUGGAAGAAGAUGUUUUUGAUAUUGACUGUGGAAGGGUCCCCAUUCCAGGUUACCUUACCUCAUCUUUUACAUCAGAAAUGGUGAAUCAUCAUGAGUUUGAUGCUUACAGGAAGAGAUCCACUGGGGCUAAAGGGCCUGAUCAUGAGAGGAAGAAAGGGGUUCCAUGGACUGAGGAAGAACACAGGAGGUUUCUGAUGGGACUAAUGAAGUAUGGUAAAGGGGACUGGAGAAAUAUAUCAAAGAACUUUGUGAUUUCCAAGACUCCAACACAAGUUGCUAGCCAUGCUCAAAAGUACUAUCAGAGGCAGGUCUCAGGAGGGAAAGAUAAGAAGAGACCAAGCAUCCAUGAUAUAACAACACUCAAUAUCACCGCCAACACUGUUUUUUCACAGGAUCAAUCUACUCAUGCUCUUGCAUUGAAGCAAAAGCUGUCCAGCAUUCAAAAAUGGGACCAUAACGAUAAUGUUUCGGCUACGGCUUUGGAAGGGGACUGGUUUACAUCAUCUGAGCAGUACCAGACUAGUAUGUAUGGAGCUCAAAGCUCAGUGUUUUGA